AGCAUCGUCAACUGUAUUUUUUCAUUACACCUGUCAGUUCGUGGUGUAUGUUCACUGUUUCUUAUCAAACGGUAUUGACAUCAGUAGAUAUAAACAACAAACAGAAAAUAGACAGAAUGAUGUGAAUGAAGAGAAGACUCUUUAAUAUUCAACCGUCGUGAUUAAAUUUCUCGGAGAUAAAUUAAUUUCACGUAUACUUUGUCUUUCCUUCUCGUGUCGAUGUUGACUUAAAAGUAUACGAUUUCCAACAUUUAUCAGAUCCUCAUCAGGCAGAGCAAAUGGUAUGAAUACUUAUCAUCAGCACAUCUCUGUGCACGUUCGCUUAUCGCUGACUGCUGAAAGCAAGCUGAUAACAUUGAAAGGAAGGGGUAUCAUAUCUAUAGAAGGAUAGGUUGCCUGUUCACCGCCUACACAUCAAUGAACAACUGAAUCCAUAGCAAACUCGGAUUUAUUUACUGCUGCUAAACAACUAGUGGAAAGCGAAAUUGAGCUGAUAAAGGUAAUCGAAAAUUCCAGCAAGUGCCAAACAACUGUUAUGAACAUGUACACAGCAGCAAAGAAAACAAAAAAGCCUGGAAAAUCAAAAAAUGGGCGUCCAUCAGCUGCAUUAUUGGCUGCCAAGCGAGAGGCAGCGCAGCGACAGUUACUGGAGAAAAAACCCAGCAACAGCUUUGUACGCGAUAUAUACCAGAGAACAAUUGACGCAUACAAAACAAUACGAAAGGACACCGGUCUUGUGUUUGACCGAAGCAUGGCAGAGCAUGAAUGUCUCUGGGAUACGAAUUAUCCCGAGUGCCCAGCCAGAUUUAUGCGGGUUUUGCAGAGGUGCGAGGAACUGGACUUGGUGCAGCGAUGCAAACUCAUCGAAUCAAGACUGGCAACAGAGAGCGAGAUACUGAUGAAACAUAACCAGAAGCAAAUCGAUAUUCUGAAAGCGACGGAUGGCUGCACAGAUUCUGAGAAUUUGGAAUUGCUGUCUUCUAAAUACGAUUGCGUCUUUGUUCACCCGUCUACGUACAGAUUGUCUUUAUUAGCUGCAGGCUCGACGAUCAAUUUGGUAGAAAGUAUCUGUAAAGACGAGGUGCAAAAUGGCAUGGCUAUAGUCAGACCACCAGGUCAUCAUGCAAUGAAAUCAGAAUUUUGUGGUUACUGCUUCUUCAACAACGUAGCUCUUGCAGCGGAGAAAGCUCUGAGCUCCAAUUUGGCGAGUAGGAUUUUAAUUGUCGAUUGGGACGUUCACCAUGGACAGGCGACGCAACAAAUGUUCUAUAACGAUCCACGUGUAGUCUAUUUUUCAAUACAUCGUUAUGAAUACGGCGAAUUUUGGCCAAAUUUGAAAGAAUCUGACUUUCAUUACAUUGGAGAAGACCUUGGAGAAGGAUAUAAUUUCAAUAUACCUCUGAAUAAAACUGGCAUGACGAAUGCUGAUUACAUCGCAAUUUUCCAACAAGUUUUGUUGCCAAUGGCUUAUGAGUUUCAACCGGAUCUGGUGAUAGUGUCAGCUGGUUACGAUGCAGCUCUGGGUUGUCCAGAGGGUGAGAUGUUGAUAACUCCGGCAUGUUAUACACACUUGCUAUCAUCAUUGUUAAGCUUGGCAGCCGGGAAAGUUGCUGUAAUUUUAGAGGGUGGUUAUUGCUUGAAGUCUUUAGCGGAAAGCGCAGCAUUAACUUUAAGAACUCUAUUGCGUGAUCCAUGUCCUGUUCUGCAAGUACUUGAUUUGCCAUCAUCAAGUAUACGUGAGACUAUUUUAAAUGUAAUCUACGCGCAUAAACCUUACUGGAAAUGUUAUCAAUACCAAGAUACGUACAAUAUUAACAGCGUAACGCACAACAAGGAGGAGAUGGCCAAUCGACAUAUAGUUAUGGUUACGUACAAGGGCAGCGAAGUUAAACCAGAAAAGUAUGAAACUCGGAAUUGUUACCCUAUACAGAGCAAGGAAGUUUUGGAUACUACGGAGAAAAAAUUGGACAAAUUAAUACAAUUUACAAACUUGUAUAAAGCGCCUCAUAAAGUGUGCAUCGUGUAUGACGAAAGGAUGCAGAAGCAUUGUGACUUUUCUGACAAUACUCAUCCAGAGAAGCCGUCUCGGAUCUCCAGCAUUUAUAAGAAUCAUGAAGAGUAUGGCUUGCUAGAACGAUGCCACUUGUUACAAGGAAGGAGUGCAACGAUAGAAGAAUUAUCGUUAGUACAUUCAAAGGAAUAUAUCGAGGCCAUGAAGACGACGUCAACAUUAAAACUCAAGGAAUUACAAAAGCUAGCUUCGGAAUACAAUUCUGUUUAUUUUCAUCCGGAAACGUGGUCAAGUGCUUGCCUGUCCGCUGGCUCCCUUCUGCAAGUAUUGGAUGACGUUCUGAACAGGAGGAGCCAAUCCGGAGUGGCGAUUGUGAGACCCCCAGGACACCACGCUGGAGAUAACACCGCGUGCGGCUUUUGUAUCUUUAAUAACGUGGCUGUGGCUGCGGCAUGUGCUGUACAGUUUUAUCAUUUAAAAAGAGUGUUAAUAGUAGAUUGGGAUGUGCAUCAUGGAAACGGGACGCAAUAUAUCUUCGAAGAGGAUCCGAGAGUCCUUUAUAUCUCUGUUCAUCGUUACGAUAAUGGAAGCUUCUUUCCGAAUUCCAAGGCAGCUAAUUAUACAAGUGUCGGCUUGAAGGCGGGCGAGGGAUUCAGUGUAAACGUACCGUGGAAUAAGAAGGGAAUGGGAGACGCCGAGUACAUAGCAGCGUUCCAACAGGUUGUGAUGCCUAUAGCUUAUCAGUUUAAUCCGGAAUUAGUUCUGGUUUCCGCUGGAUUCGAUGCUUGUGUAGGCGAUCCACUUGGCGGUUGUCACGUAAGUCCAGAAAUGUACGGCCAUUUAACUCACUGGCUCUCAUCCCUGGCCAAUGGUCGUAUAAUUCUCAGUCUCGAGGGGGGCUACAACAUCAACUCGAUCUCGCAUGCAAUGACAAUGUGUACCAAGGCUCUCCUGGGCGAUCCUAUGCCCAUGCUGGACCCUGGUUUGAUCCCUUGCCCCAGUGCGGUCAAUUCUAUCAACAAUGUGCUGAAGACGCAAAAGAAAUUCUGGCCUAAUCUGCAAUACGGAAUGUCAUUGCCGAAAGAAAAGCUGCUUCCUAAAGUGAGAACGGCACCUGAUAAACUUGAGGAAGAAAGAAACGCGGAGAAACCGAAGCGUACGGAAUCGAAGAUCGCCUUGGAAGGACUCGAAAGUGAGAAACUAGAAUUGAAUUUGAUAGACAAGAAUCAUCUGAGUCAAGUGACAGACGAAGAGAUCUUGAAGCUAACGAACGAGAUAGAAAAUAUCAAGAUUAAGAAUUCCAAGUUGGAUACAGUGAAAAGUGAGGCAGACGAGAGGAAGAAUCCUGGAUCGAAGAGCGAGAUGAAAAGCUCAGAUGUUUCGCAAAAUAUACAGAAAUGCGUAAACGAGACGAAUCAGUCGAGGAACACCCAGCAAGCAAACUCCAGUAUCCGCGAAGACCGUGACGACGAGGAUGCGGCAUCUCUUCAGCGUGAGACGCAAUCGGCGAAUCUUCUAGAGUAUCUCUCUGAAAAUCUACAGGCUCUGACAGCGGGAGAAAUGUUUGCUGUGGUGCCUUUGCGUGACUGUCCACACUUGUUCACGGUAAACGAGGUUCCUCCGAGUGGAAUUGAUGUGACUUCACCCUGCGUGGAGUGCGGCAGCACCGCGGAAAACUGGAUCUGUCUGCAGUGUUACACUGUGCACUGUGCUCGCAGCAUAAAUCAGCACGCGAUGCAACACGCAACGGAGUUUGAACAUCCUAUCACGCUCAGCUUUAGUGAUAUUUCCGUCUGGUGCUACGGUUGUGAGGCCUACAUUGAUAAUCCUCGAUUAUAUGCGGCAAGGAACGCAGCUCAUCAGAGCAAAUUCAAUGAAGAACUUCCCUGGACUUAUAACGAGAUUACAAACACGCCUUAAUUAAUCUAAAAGAAUUAAAAGGCAUAUCUUUUUUAUUCUUUAGAUACCGCGAGAUCAAAUAAAAAGUUAAAGGUGGAGAAUGAUUACUAAAUAAUAUAAUACCACAUUAAUAAAUAACACAAAAUGCUAUUGUACAAAUAAUUCAAGUUAUUAUAGCUCAAUUAUAAAUAUUUUUGAGAUUUUAAUUUUUUGUUAAAUUAGAAUUUUAAAAGCAUGGCUUGAUCUUGAUAAUUUUUACUUAAAAAUUGGGAUUAAAUACGUGACGUAUUGAAUCUGCAAUUGCAAUAUGUAAUGUUGCAUGUGGGAAAACGAUUCUUCAAAAAUUCAAAAAAUACUAGUUUAAAAAUGAAAAACAAAAAAACAUGAUCCAGCGUAAACUAGAUUGCUGAAAAAUCAAACUAUAAAAAUGUACUGAGAUAAUUUGUUAUAUUUAACUUGGUUAGAAAAUAUUAACUGUACUAAACUAAAAAUAUCUUUUAUUGAUUGUAGAACAAUGUAUGGUGUUCCGAAAAAAUUCAGCAGCUCACUUAAUUAAUUAGUAAGAAACGAGAAGUUUCUCUUUAUUUCUUCCAUAAUUAAUUUCUUACUUAAUUUAUUAAAUAAUACUCUUUACUGAAAUUUUUCAGGUGCACCGUGUGAACUAUAUUUUUCUAUAUAAAAUAAAUAGAUUAAAAAUAAUAAACCUCUUAAACAAUAAUUAUAUUAGGAAAGAAUUAUAUUUUCCUCAUAUAAAUUUCCAUUUUAUUGUAUGAUGUUAAAUUAUAUUAUCAUAGUGCAAUAGUAUUUCUGACAUAUUACGUAUGUAUACAGGUUGUUCUCGUAAAUGUUAAUUAUUAUAAAUUAAUAAUCUAUUAUAAUCUUUUAUAAAUUAAUAAUACCUUUCACGUAAUCGCUUUUAAAGUAAAAGUACAUAUAAAAUAUCUUUCAUUAAAAUUCUAAUAAGAUAUAUUAAAAGAUAUAUAACUUAUUCUUGCUUAUAUAUGUAUAUUUAUACUUUUAAAGUAUAAUAAAAAAUAAAAUUCAUUCUUUAUCAAAUUAAAAAUUAACUAACUAAAGUUGCCUAUUUUCAAGAACAACCUGCUGUACCAAUUAUAACACCGAAUAUAUAAAAAUUAAUAAUUUCUAUUUUAAAGUAAUCAAAUUUUUGUCAUCUCUUUAGAUUAUUCUGGAGCAAUUCGCCUUUUGUAUUAACAGAAGAGAGAAAAAUGAAUAUUUAUACGUAUAAGCUUUAAUAAAAUAAAUCGUAUUUACAAGUACUACCUCUUACCAAAAA
Molecule: messenger RNA, 5204 nt
Organism: Ooceraea biroi (clonal raider ant)
Lineage: Eukaryota; Metazoa; Arthropoda; Insecta; Hymenoptera; Formicidae
Gene: HDAC6
Product: histone deacetylase 6
Biological process (GO): epigenetic regulation of gene expression
Cellular component (GO): histone deacetylase complex
Molecular function (GO): zinc ion binding; histone deacetylase activity
Source: RefSeq, a predicted model, not a curated record